UAGUAUGUCUGUAAAAGUACUGUUUUAAAAAAAGGAAAUACAUUUAACAUUUCCAAAAAGAACUAUAAAAUAGAAUUUAGCCAUUAACCCAUUGCUGAUAUGAAAUGGAUACGUUGCCACUUUUAGCUAAAAGUAAAAGAGGAGCAGUUGAAAAACAUGAUAAAACUAUUUCCCAGGACGAAUCUGUAAUGUCAUCAAAAAUGCAGUAUGUUGGGGUUGAACAUAAUGAAGAUACUUAUUCUUUUUCAUCAUCUUGUGUAUCUCCAUUAGAUCCUAAUUUGAACACCGUUCAGUAUUUGCCAACCGAUGACGAUUCUGCUGUUACUCAUGAAACUGAUAUAAUUCGAUACACAGAAGCUGCGCAACACUUUUCACCUCCUCACUUGCUAGGAAAUUCACACAAAGAACUAGACAAAGCUGAACUAACAAAUACUAAUUUAGUAAUGAAUACUUCAGAUACAACACAUUAUGAAACGAAUGGCAGAAGCUUAGUAAAUGAAGAACAAAACAUAUCACAAAAUCAUUUUGAUGGUUAUGUUCAACUGUCUGCAUUAAAUACAUUAGAGAACAAUUUGUCAAUAAAUUUAACAAAUACGACUUUUUCAAAUAUUUCUAAUCCCAAUUUAGUAGAUGGUACGCAGCAAAUACCAACACACAAUGAAACUUUGGAAUAUAUGAACAUUGAUGCAGAUUCUGACUCCCAUUACAUGACACAAUUAAGCAAUGGGCAAAUAAUUGCAAAAUCAAACGUUAAUGGACGUUAUUUGCAUCCAGUGAUGAAUUCUUUGAAUAAUAUUUCAAAUUUAAGUCUGAAUCGUAUGCCUGAAUCAAAUGUUUCAGGCGAAUUUGGUCCUUUAAAUGGUGCCUUAUUGGGCAGAAUUACAGAAAAUCUAUUGCCAGAAUUGCAAGUGAGUGAUGAUGUAUCAAACGGAAAUGGGAAUAUGUACAAAUGUUUGCACAAUAAUCAACAAUUUGUCAAUGCCAAAUCAUUUCCCAAGGUGUCAUCGUUAAAUAAAACAUUUAAAAAAUAUGUAAUUACCCAGACUCCAAUUGUUGUUGAGAACAAACGAAAAUAUAUGAAACCUAGCUCUCAAAUGGCUAAUAAAAAACAUACAAUUAGAAAAUUAAAGAAUUAUGAAACAAAUUCUAGAUUAGAUAAACAAAUGCAAGGUAGCAUUGCAGAUAAUAAUUCAGAUAACUUGACAGUAAGUCCAAUUGAAUUAUAUGAAAAUUCUUCAAGUUUCGACUAUGGUCCCCAGCAAUGUGGUGAUAGAUUAGGUGAAAACGGCAUUACCUAUGUGAAUAGAGAUCUGACUCCAAGAGAAGACUUUUUGGUUGUGGAUGGAGGGCUCUAUACUUUAAAUGGAUUUAAAACACAAGGCUUUCUAAUAGAACAAUCUUCUGGGGAUUUCAUGGUAUGUCAACAGCUUGACGGACAGCUAGCCAUUGAUCAAUCAUUUCUUGACUUCAAGCUAAAUCAAAUGCUAAACGUGAAUCAGGAUAUAAAUUUGUCUCUUAAUUAUGACGAUCAUAUAGUUCUUGAUCAAAAUGAAAAAAUUUCAUUAAAAACUGAAAUGUCUGAUGAUUUAGAAAAAAAUUCAAUUCUCUCCACUGACGUGGUUUUCAAUAGUCUUAAUAUGCCAGAAGAAGAUAUGGAUCAGGAUGUAAUUGAUGACAUUGAUAUGAAAAUGAAUAUAAUAAAUGAUAUUGGAGGAGUCAAUAUAGACUCUAAACUUAUUGCAGACUGUAAAGAUAUGAAAAUGGAAAUGGAGGCAGUACAAAAGUCUAAAAAAGGAUCAAAAUGUCUCAAUACAUCUCAAAUUAAUGAAGUUUUUGCAAUAAUGGAUAAAACUGUUUUAUCUCGAGCUCGAGCAAGCCUUCCAGCUACAUAUUUAAACAUAAAUAAGAUCAAUGCAUCUGACAAUGAAUAUGGAGUUUUUGCCAGAAGGUCAAUUCCAGAAAGAACUCAAUUUGGUCCAUUAGAAGGCAUUAAAAUUAUUUCAAAUGUAUCAAAUGAUACGAAACAAAUUCAGUACUGUGUUAAACUUAAUGAUAGUACUAUAGCUAUUAUGGAUUUAUCUGAUGAAAAUACUUCCAACUGGAUGCGAUUUGUAAGGCCAGCAUGCAGUAGAUCUACACAAAACUUAGUUGUUUCUGAAGAUGGCGGAAAACUAUAUUUUACUACGAUACAACAAAUCGAUGCUAAAUCUGAACUCAGAGUUUGGUAUAGUGAAGAAUAUGCAAAUAUUUAUGGCUUUGAUUUGUUGAAAUCAACAGAACAAAUUCAAGCAGAUACUGAAAACAUAGCUCAAAAUCAUAAAAUCAAGGAUGAUAGGAAAAGUAAAGUUGGUAGAUCGACAGCAUCUUCAAAAAUACUAAGCCAAGAUAAAAAUGAAUGCAACAUUUGUUUUAAAAAAUUCCCUAGAAGAUACAGUUUACGGCGACAUAUGCUGACACACCAAUUAAAGGAUGUUGACUCUGGAAUAAAAGUGUGCUUGAAUGAUAAACAAUUGAAACAAAACCAAUCAAAUAAUAUUCAAGAAAGUUCAAAUUUAAUUACAAAAAGUGGAAUAGAUAGCAUUAAAGAAGGAAUUGGUGUAUUAGAAAUUGCUCAGAAUAAAGAGAAUAAAAAGUACAGUGAUGAUAUUGAGAAAUAUGAUGGCCAAGAAAAAUCAAUCAAAUGUGCAUUAUGUCCAAAGGUUUUCUCACUUUUUAAAGAUAAAUUCGAGCACCAUAUGGCAAUGCACAUCAAUAAUGAUAAUCAAUCAUAUAAUUGUAGUCAAUGCCCAAAAAUAUUUAAUUCAUUACCAGCUCUAACUGCCCAUUUGAAAACACAUCCAUGGUUGAAGUGCCCAAUGUGUGAAAUGAAUUUUACUGUGGUUGGAGAGUUACGUGAGCAUGUCAAAGUACAUUGUAUAAAUGGAGUUUUCACAUGCAAACACUGUAAUAAGAAUUUUACGCAAUAUCGCCUUAUUCGAAAACACAUCCGAGCCUUUCAUUCUGAGAAAAAAUUUUCCUGUCCUCAUUGUAAUAAAAUGUUUCCUGCUCAGGAUAAAUUGAAGAUGCACUUAUUGAGGCAUUCUGACCAUCGAGAAUUCCUUUGUGCUCAUUGUGGUAAACAAUUCAAAAGGAAAGAUAAGCUAACAGAACAUAUGAAAUGCAUUCAUGAAAAACUAAAUACUCUACAGAUUGAUAAGCAAGAAAGAUCGGUUGAUGAGAAUCUUGCUAUUUUUGCUGGUAAUAAUAAUAAACCUAAAAAGUUUAUGCCCAGAGUUUCUCCAAAUGACUAUCAUCGGUUUAUUUAUAAAUGUCACAGCUGUUUGCUAGGUUUUAAAAGACGAGGUAUGCUAGUAAAUCAUUUGGCAAAGAGACACCCUGAUGUUAAACCGGAAACUGUUCCAGAAUUAAAUCUGCCGAUUUUAAGGACCACUCGCAAUUAUUAUUGUCAGUAUUGUUGUAAAGUUUAUAAAAGUAGUUCAAAAAGGAAAGCUCACAUAUUAAAGUUACAUCCAGGUUUAUCAUUACCUUUAUCAAAUCGGUAUCGAGGGAGUUUGCCUGAUAUCCCUGGUAUGCCUAAUCUGACAUAUUCUCAAACUGUAGGAAGUGUGACAUCUCACCCUCAUCCUUGCCAAUGGUGCCACAAACAAUAUGCCAGCAAAGCAAAAUUAUUGCAGCAUCAUCGUAAAAAGCACAUUGAUAAAACUACUCAGCUAAGUGAACCCAAUGACCAAAUUCAAAAUCUGUUUACUGAUGGGACUGCUAAUGAUAUAGUUCAGAAGAAUUCUGUUCUUUAUUCGAAAACCUUAUUGCAAGAGCACGAGUCACAUAUAGCGGGGAAUCAAAAGGCAAACGUUCAUCUACAUUUUGAGACUGUGGACUUGGAUGAUCCAUCAUGUUACACCGAUGAGGUGACUGGUGUGAAUGUUGUUAAUAAUUACAAUUACCAAAACUUUCAGUUGAUUGAUGAAGAACAGCUUGAACAUGUAGAAGAAACUAUUAUUCCAAUUGCAAUGAAGCUGGAGAAAACACCUAUUGUAAUAGAUGUUUCUCAACUUGAUGAAUAUAGAAAGUCUUUACGAGCAAAACAACAGGAUGAAAAAGCAAGAAGUUUGAUUUCUAAUUGUGUAUUAGCUGAUAGCUUGAAUAGGCCUCCAAAAAAAUGGUCAAAUAAUUUCUCUUUAAUUUCACAUCCUGCACAUUGAACAAAGGUUUAAGGUAUAGUUGAAUUUUAUUGAUGCUUUCAAGCUCUAAUUGAUUUUCAUUACGGUAUGUACACGUUAAAUUGUCAUGGUAAAAUGUUAUUUACUGUUUUUGGUAUUUAAUCUAAAAAUAAUUGUAAAUAAUUUUAAUAGUAAUUUUAAUUAUUUUAUAGUUGAGCAAUCAUUAUAUUACUAAUUUAUAUUAUUUUGAAUCUAUUUAAACAUUUGCUCAAACGUUUUAA
Messenger RNA from Ctenocephalides felis (cat flea), 4441 nucleotides. RefSeq names its product PR domain zinc finger protein 10-like. The transcript has 16 exons. Gene Ontology annotation, molecular function: protein binding. Lineage: Eukaryota; Metazoa; Arthropoda; Insecta; Siphonaptera; Pulicidae. Gene Ontology annotation, cellular component: nucleus. The record is from RefSeq and is a predicted model, not a curated record. Bases 105 to 4202 code for a protein of 1365 amino acids.